AUGUCAAAGUUUUUACGAAAGACCUCAAGCUCAACCACUCCCUCUUCAUUUCUUCACCCUUCCUGUAUGACUCGUACCGAGUCUAGACUCAUUGUAUCCGGAAAACAAAAACAAGAAAAAGGCUCUAAAACCCCUCCCUUUCUUCCACUCCCCCAUAUGCGAACCAGACCAGACGACGCGACGACACCCAUCUCCUGCCAUACUUUCAUCUUCGACAUAGACACAAUCGUCGACUCCACUCCAGCUGACGAUUCCAUCACAGGUAAGAUUUUUGAUUUCCAUCACAGUGUCCAAAAUCCAUUAGCAUCUUCAAUUUACAACUUCUAUGUUCUUAUCGAGACAACCAGAAGCAAUGAAUCUAAUGACAAAGAGAAUGUUGAGGGUUUUCUUGUGGAUGCAAUCAAAAGUGGUUUAGUAAGUGAUGGAGCCAUAUCACAGGAUUUGAAUCAAGCAUCAUCAUUUGGGCAAAUUCGUGAGGGAAUUCCAGAAGCAUUGCAGAAAGCUGGAGUUGUAUAUAAAUAUGAUCUGUCAAUUCCAGUUAAGAAAAUAAAAACAGGUGGUAAAGCAAAUGUAGUGGGAUAUGGUCACCUUGGAGAUGGAAACCUUCAUUUGAAUGUGUCGGCUCCACAGUAUGAUGAUGUUAUUUUGGCUGAAACUAAACCAUUUGUGUAUGAAUGGACGUCAAAGCAGCAUGGGAGUAUUAGUGCUGAACAUGGAUUAGGUCUUAUGAAAGCUGAAAAGAUUUACUAUAGCAAGUCAACUGCAACUGAUUAUGAUCCUUAUGUUAGAAAGAUAGCAGUUAUAUGUGUUGCUAAACUUUAUGACAUUAAUGACAAGUUAGUUGAAGACAGGGGUAUUCUGGUCUUGUUGAUGUGUUUAGUGUCAAGUAAAGUUGUUGUGAAGGUCGGCAACAAGUUCUUGUAG
This is a messenger RNA of Lactuca virosa, 924 nucleotides long. NCBI's taxonomy places the organism in Eukaryota, Viridiplantae, Streptophyta, Magnoliopsida, Asterales, Asteraceae. The record is from the annotation of a GenBank genome assembly.